This is a messenger RNA of Naegleria fowleri, 2424 nucleotides long. RefSeq lists its product as uncharacterized. The transcript has 2 exons. Lineage: Eukaryota; Heterolobosea; Eutetramitea; Acrasida; Naegleriidae. Gene Ontology annotation, molecular function: ubiquitin-protein transferase activity. Gene Ontology annotation, biological process: protein ubiquitination. Bases 1 to 2424 code for a protein of 807 amino acids. The record is from RefSeq and is a predicted model, not a curated record.
AUGUCUUCACAUUCAUCCUCGGCAUUCGAAUCGCCAAAUGGAAGCAGCAUCCGAAGCAUCAAAUCAUCAUCAUCUUCCAAUUCAAUAUCAACCAUCCGAAACAGAUCCAAAAAGAAAGGCCCUAACAAAAAGCAUUGUCAAGAUGAAAUUUUAGAAAAGGAUUGCAUCAAAAUCGGGAAGAAUCUGUUUUUUGAUGACGAAGAUAAUGUCACUUGUCACAAUAUUCAAUUAUUUAUUGACUCACAAUCCGUAUGUGAUGAAAUGUUAAAAAAGAAUCCACCACAAUAUCACUCCGAUUCCUCACUCUCACCUAAACCACUAGUUUCUAAUUUAAUUAUCAAAAAUCGAAUUGAACAAUUCACUAAACAACAAAAUACAGAUCCCGAAUUAAUGUUGCGAGACAUGAUUGAAAAGGAAGGUAUUUUCACAAAAAAAGAAAUUGAACAAGAAAAACAGAAAGAAAUGCAUCAUUCAAACAAUAAUAAUGAAAUAUUAACAAAACAAAAUGAACAAUUCAAAAAAUAUGAAAUUAGAGAUCGUAAAAAUAGAAUUUUUGAUAUCAGAAAUGUUAUUCGAUACAUCACAAACGAAGAAGCUCUCUACGCUCUCAAAUUAUGUAAUAAUAGUGAAGAAGAAACCAUCCUUAAAUUAAGCUCUGAUUUCUCAUUUCUUCAACAAAUUAGAAAAGAAAUUGCAUUAGAUUAUAAUCCUAAUCCAGAUUUGACAGUUGAACAUUUGGUUCCAAUUGCUGAUAAAUGGAAUUAUGAAUCAACUGAUCCUCAUGAGGAUGAGAUGGAUAUUAUCAAUAAUGAUGAAGAAGUUUUGGAAAGUGUUGCUGAAAACCAUUCAAAGGAUACUGCUAACUCUACUCGUAAUUCAAAAAAGAAAUCAAAAAAGAAAGACAAGUAUGAAAGUGAAGAUCAUUCUUCAUCAUCAGCCUCAUCGAGGAGGUGUGCAUCCUCUGCCACUACUACUAGUUUUUCUGAUGAGGAAGAAGAAGAAUUUAAGGAUGAUGAAAAUGAUGAUGAUUUUGUAAUGUCGAAUUCUUCAUCGAGACGCAAGAAAAAGUCCUCCUUGUCCUGUUCCAAAACAACUCAAAGUUCCUUUUUAAAAUCUCAAAACAAAAGAUCUAAAAAGUCGAGUACAGAGCCACAAACAGUGGCCACGAAGAAGAAAAGCAACACUUCAACAAGACAGAAAAAACGCCCAAUAGACAGACAUAGAAACAGCCAUUCAGAGGAUCAUCAUGAAGAGGUCAAUGAAUCUCAUCGAAUGCAAUGCAACGACUCGAGUGAAGAAGAAGAAGAUCAUCAUGACGAAGCCUUUGAAAUUUCAUCCGAAGAGUUCAUCAAUGAAGACGACGAAGAUGACGACGAAUUCAACCAUGAGGAAGAGAUGGACCAUCCUCAUCACUCCCAUGAGGAUGAUUAUGAAGAAGAAGCACUCUCUGAAGAGCAACAACCAUCAUCAAGAAAAACUAAAAGAAAAGCCUCCUCAACCACCACUCGCAGUAAUAGUAGCAGUCGACGAAGAACAAGCACCAAAAGAAAAUCCAAGUCUACCACUGGCUCUUCCUCAUCAACGACUACCACAACAAGGCUUCUUCUCGAUGAUGCACUUACAGCUGUACAAACAAAGGAAGGUUGGUCCAAAGCAAGAAUUGAAGCCUAUGCAAAAAUCAAAACAAAUCCCAAUGUUUACUAUUACCGAUUUAAUGAACCUGGUGAAUCUCAAAGGAAUGGCAAAUGGAGUGAGCAAGAGAAGGCCAAGUUUAUUAAAAAGUUGAAGGAAUAUCUUGCCGAGACGGACAACUUUCAAUGGGGUAUAUUCUCCAAACGUAUUCCAGGGCGAGUGGGAUAUCAAUGUAGCAACUUUUAUCGAACUCUAUUGAAAUCAGGUGAGAUUAAGGAAGACUGGGUUGAGAAUUUUAAAAGAAGUUGUGCGAACAAUAACUCCAACAGCAAGAAACGUAAAAAGUCAUCUUCAUCUUCAAGAUCUUCAAAAAAGAAGAAGAUGCAAGAAGAGGAAGAAGAAGAAGAGGAACAUCACUUGCAAGAUGAUUCUACAACGGUCAAUGAUAGCGAAUCGAUUUCAUCACAUACCGAGAGCACCAACACCAACACUACUCUCGAGAGCAAUCAUGAUGACGAACAAGAUGAAGAAGAGAGCGAAGAUGAGGAAGCAGCCUUUAUCAAUUAUUUCAAAGGAUUCAUCGAUCCCAUUACAUCAGAGGAGAUUGAAGAACCUGCCAUUUCACCCUAUGGCCAUGUAUUGGGAUACAAGACAUGGCUCAAAGUUUUGAACACAGAACCCAGAAAUACAUGUCCAUUCACGAAACAACCACUCACUAAGAGAAAUUUAACCAAGCUCAAUUUUGAAAACUUUGAAGAGUUUAGAGAGAAGAUUCUAAAUGUUACUGAUUGA